Tetrahymena thermophila SB210 is the source of this 12846-nucleotide messenger RNA. RefSeq lists its product as hypothetical. The transcript is spliced from 17 exons. NCBI's taxonomy places the organism in Eukaryota, Ciliophora, Oligohymenophorea, Hymenostomatida, Tetrahymenidae. Gene Ontology annotation, molecular function: protein binding. The record is from RefSeq and is a predicted model, not a curated record.
AUGCGAUAAAAAUAGCUUAAAGAAAAGUAUGAAGAACAGUUGUAAAAUAUAGCUACUCUUGAAAGAAAUUUAUGGUUUGCUAUUAAAAAAGAAAAUGGCUAAAAUAAUUUAAAGUGCUGGAAUAUAUCUUGCAUAUUAAGUUUAGAACUUACAAAAUUGGGAGAAAAAUUAAUUAAAGAAAAUGAUUUUGAUUAAGCUGAGAUGUAUUUGAUGAGAGCACAAUAAUUUACUGAGCCCUCCAUAGAUAAAUCUAUUUGGAUACACUAAGUAGAAUGGUUUUAUUAGCGCUUAAAUAUUGCACUGAAUUUAUAAAUUAUGUAUACAAAGUAAAAGAGAUAUAAUUCUUGUUUUGAUGUGUUAAACCAAAUUAUUGAGCAGUGUGAAAAAUCUCACUUGUUUGAAAAGAUUUGGUAAAACAUUGAAUCUAAUCUUGAUUUUGCUUAUUAUUAAUUAUUAAUUUCCUGUAUCGAGCUAAAGAAGUAUAUCUAAGCAUUUGCUUGCUGCAAAAAAUGCAUUAGUAUUAUAGAUUAUUAUGAAAAGGAAUACAAUAAAUAACAUAAAAUGGUAGAGAAUAAUUAAUAGGAAUUAUUACUGUAAACAUAUGGGGAAUAAAGGGGAGUUAUUUAUUUAGAGCAUAAAUAGCUUCUGUUUAAGAAGCUAACUUUAAGGAUUUAUUGUUUUUAUUAAGGUGGCAGGGCUCUUUAUAAGCUAGGUAAUAAGCUCAACUCUUUAAAAUUUUUUAAAAUGGCUUGGAAAAAAUCAAAGGAAAUACUAAAAAGUGACGCAAAUUAAAAAGUUUCUUUGUUUUUCAAAAAAUAUACAGAAGUAAAAAAUGAGCUUGAAUUCGAUAAAAACUUAAAUAAUGAAUCGAUUGGAGAUUUUUCUAAAUUCACUCUAGAAGUCAAAAAGGCAUCUAUCUAAAACCAUUAAAAGCAAUAAUAAGACGGAAAUUCUUAAAAUUAAGAAUCACAAAAGAGCUUAGAUCCUGAGAAAAUAUUGAAGCAAGGAAGUUAGAUAGAUUUAAAAAAUUUUGGAUCAGCUAAUUCAUUAGCUAAUGAUUUUGAUGAACUAUCUAAAAAUUAGUAAGAAGGUGUAAAUAAUUUACCUCAUAGGUUAAAUAAUGAAAAUUUUUCAGACUUUCUAUUCUCCUAAAAUAGUACUGAUAAUUUAGAGAAAAACAAUAAAAAAUAAAAAAAAAUAGAAUUUGCAGAUAAUGUUUUUACCAAAAAUUGUGAUAUUUAUUUAGAAAAAAAUGAUUAGGAAUUGGAGUUGUAGCAGUUAAUGAAUAAGCGCCAAGAAUCCAAAGGUUCUAGAAAAGGAACUUUUUUAAGCAGCAACCCAACUUAACAGACGACAAAUACAACACCAAAAAAAACAGUUUCUACUAGUAAUACACCUAAAAAUACUAUAAGAAAUGCUACUAGUUUUUAAACUCAAGCUAAUUCAAUAAAAUAAGAUACUUAAGGAACUUAAAUAUCAAAUAAAGCAUUAAGAAAAAAAAGACCUAUUGUUUCUUUACACACCUCUCCAUCAAACUAAAGCUAGGUAAAAAAUAAUAAUUAGCUUGGUAAAUUUUCAAAUGCAAUAAGUCCAAAAGGAAUUGAGCCUUCACCUUUUUCUUUUACAUAGCAAUAAAAUAGUAUUAAUACUAAUUUGGUAAAUAAAAUAAAAUAAUAAAAUAUUAUUUACAGUGAUACAGAUGCUCCUAAAAAUAAAAGAAAACUUUCAAGUUUAGAAGGCAUAACUAUAAACUCUAACAGCAGUCUUAGUUUUUAGAGUUUUGGUAGUGAUAAAGAAGAAGAUGAUGAAGAUACUUAAGAAAAUUAAAACUAAACAAUUGAUAUAAAAAAUAAAAAUUAGAUUGGGUAUUCCAAAAAAUUAUCUUUCAAAGAUAAAAAUAACAGCUCGUUUGAUAACUUAUUAGUUAAAUUUCAUAAUUAAUAAAAGACAUCUUUAAGAAAAAAUUCAAAAAUUCAAAGAUUUCGUCCAUUAACAGCUUAAAAUAGCAGAAACAAUACUUUAAGUGAUUAUGAAAAAAGAUAAGCAAGUUAAGGAAAGCUCUAAUAAUAUUUGGUUAAUACUUAAUAUUAAAAUUAGACAAAUAUUGGUACAAAUAGUUAAUCUAUCACACCUACAACUGCCAAAUCGAUUUAAUAAGAUGGAAUGAGUACUCUAAGCAUAAGGAGCUAAUUGAAUUAUUUUUUCAAAGGAAGAUCUACAAGCACAGAAAAAAAUGCUGUGAAAAAAAUAAGGAAAUAUUACGAAACUGCUUUUGGAAAAUCUAUUGAUACUCAAGAAGAUAAAACAAAUAAUGAAUAAACAUUAGAUAAUACUUAAACAAAAAAAGAUAAUUAAAAUGUAAAAAUUAAAAACAAAAAAUCUGUAUCUACAUAUUAAGGUGUUGGUGGAAUUGAAACGGCUUUAGACAUGAACUAAUUUUUAAUGAACUAAUAAUAAAAAAUAGCUUAAAACUCUACUAAAAGUGGAGGAUAGUAUUUCACUCAACAAUCUGCCAAAUCUUUUAUUUCAAAUAUUUUUACUAAUUCUUAGCACAUAAAGCCGAUGGAUAUACAACAACUAUAAACAAAUUAAUAAUUGUCUUAAAAAAUAAAAAAUUCUUCAGCUAAAAAUAGUAUUCACCAAAAUACUUUAAAUUUACAGAAUAAUAAUAACAAUAAUAGAGCUGAAAAUAAAUAAGCUUUAAACAGGAAAACUAAAGGAUCUAAAAGUUUGCACAUGUCUACAAAUUUUUUAUUUUUUCCAAUAUAAAAUAAUAACAUAAUUUUAUAAUAAAAUGAUAAAUAAAAAACAGAAGCAGCUAUUGUAUAAAAUUAGGAAAAAGCAUAAUAAUAAAAUAUACAAAUAAAUAUUUAAGAAGUCAAAAACUCAGAAUAAGUAGAAGAACAGCCAAAAACAGAAAAAACAGAUAUUAAACAAGUAAAUUUCUAAAUAUAGGAAACUUAAGAAUAUGAAAAUUAAAACUAAAACAGCAAAAAAAUCAACUUUUUAUCGGUCUGUCCUGAGAGUUUAAAUUACAUUACGAAAAUAGAGGGAUCGCGUGCUUCAUUGAAUUAAUUCAUAAAUAGUGAAGAAAACGAUUAAAAACUUCCAUCAUUUCUUCCUUCUGCUAUAACUAUUGAUUAAGAAAAAGAUAGCAAAACUACAAGCAUUUAGAAUUUUGGGAAUUAUUUUCUUAUAGCUCCUGAAAUGAGUAAUGUGCAAUAAAUUAAAAAGAAAUCUAAAGAUAUUUCUAACUAGAGCCAGUAUUUAACAGUUGCUCCCAAUGAUAAUAGUAUUGAUGAUUUUUCUAAGACAAGAUCAAAAUCGAAAACAAUUGAUAUUAAACGAUUUAAGGAAAAAUAAAAUACUACAAAACAAUCAAAUUUUUUAAAAUUAAACCAAAGCAGUUUUUAAAAUGUAGAUGUUUAAGAUAAAAAAUAGAAAAUUUAUAAGUAAAUUGAUAAUAUAUUAUUAAAUGAUCAUAUGAUUUAAAGUAAAGUUAACUAAUCUCUUUAUAAAUUAUCCAGUCCUCCUACAUUACCAAAUAGAAAGUAUUCUAACACAAACGAGAUGUAACUUGAUGUAAAUUAUAACUAAGCAACAAAUUAAUCUCCAAAAGAAUAAAUAAAAAAUGAUUCAAAUUUAAUAGAUUUUGUUUAGCAGUCUAAACUUAAUAUGGUUGUCUUAGCGAGACCAACUUCUGCGAUGACUGGCAUUUUAAAAAAAGCUAAAACUAAACAGUAUUCUCCUGAAGAUAGAGAAGAAGACGAUGCUAAGCAAACAAGAGGUUAGAUAUACUAAUAAAUGAUUGAUGGAGUAGACUCAAAUAAAAAUACAACUUUUAUUUAAAGAGCAAUGAAAUCCAAGGAAAAGAAAGAGACUUCUAAUGCGAAUAAUCAAAUGAAUUCUUUUCAAACAUUUUAAAAUUCUUUUAAUUAAGAGUCUAAAAGUUCAAUAAGAAAAAGACAGCAAUCUGAAUAUGUAACAAGUAUUUAUAAACAGACUAGCAGUAAGAUGAAGAGAUAAGAAUCUCAAACUUCUUUCACAAAUUUGACACAAUAACAACUUUAAUCGUAUUACACUAAUAAAAAGUAGAAUUUAAAUUAAACACAGCUAUUAUCUUAAAAUGGAAAUUAAAAUAACAAUGCUCUGUAAAGAAAAUAAUCGUUUCAUAAAUAAAAUAGCAUCACAGCUAUUAAUAAAAAACAAGGAACUAAUUAAGGCACGAAUAAAAAUAAUUUAAAAAAUAUUGUCAGCCUUGCAGCAAUGCCUGAAAUAGAUAAUGACUAAGAAGAAGAAAUAGCAAGUAGCAGUAAAUUUAAAGAAAAUUUUAAGAAUACAGAAAACGAUAUUGAUUCUGAGGUGUAAAUGAAAAAUUAGAUUUCUAAAUUAGGAAAUAUGAAUUAAGAUGUCAUCAUUGAAGAGAAUUAAUCUAAAAAUGAAAUUAACAAAUCAAAAAAUUUAGCAUAAUCGGAUGAAUAAAACAAAUUAGAAGAUAAACUAAAAAAGGUCAAUUAGUCUUAUAUUUUAUUGUCUGAAAAUUAAUCGUCAUUUACUUAAACAUCAGUUGAUAGGAAAUCACAUUCUUUAUCGCCAAAUAACUCAGCAAAGAAAAGAAGAGCCUCUGAUUAAAUUUUUUAGAGAAAAUCGCUGGUUAAAGAUUCGAUUCUUCAGGAUAUAAGUGAUUUAAAAAUUAGAGUAAAUAAGCAUAGAGAAUCAAUAAAUGAAAUGAUUUUGCAAAAAAGAAAUGCAGCAGCAAGAUUUAUAUAAUUAUUUUGGAGAGACUAUAAAAAUGGGUUUAAAAACUAAAUGGAUUAAGUUAUUACCAUGAGCACUAAAAAUAACAUCGAAGGUCCUACAACUAGUAUAAUGGAAUAUAGAAAUAAUAAUAAUAAUAAUAUUAGUAUUUAAGGUUAAACCAAUAGCAGCAAUACUAAUUCCAAUAAUUAGAUUACAACUUAAAAUAUAAAAUUUAGCAAAAAUAAUCUUAAUUUGUAGAUUAAUAUUAAUUAAAUUGAUAAUUCUGUUAAUCACGGUGCACGUUAGAAAAAGAUAAGUGAUGGCUCAUUUAAAUCUUAGCUUUCUAUUAAGAAAUAGUCAUUUAAUUUUAAAUCCCCUUCACCGACCAAGUACUAAAGGAGUCAAUAUUUCUUCCCAAAAGUAAUUGAAACAAGUCAGGCUGUAGGAUCAUAAACAAAUAUUCCUUCUUAGUAUAAUCAGUAAAAUUUAAUGCCUCAUUAGCAUAAUUAUCAUAGAAGUACUUCUGUUUCUUCUCCUAAAAUAAUAAGUUACUUCAGGGAUGCUUUUAAAAAUAAAUAAGCUAUUGAAGCUAGGGAAAAUCUAAAUGAUUUACAAAUAAAACCAAUUUUACCUCUAAAAUUUUAUUUAUUUUAGUACUAAGUAGGCCUUUAGUUAUGGAAAAUACAAGAUUUUAACGUUAAUGUUGUUGUGCAAAAAGAUGAAGUAUCAGUAAACAUGAAGUUUCACCUAUAAGUUGAGUAAUUCUAAGGCAUUCUUCCAUUAAAAUUCAAAGUUGGAAUUUAGGAUCUCUAAAGUUUAUCGCAAGUAAAAAAGGCCACUAAGUGGAGCUUAGCCAGUGAGUUUUUGAAUUACUACUUUAAAAGCAAAAAUUUACUAGCUAAUUGGGAGAUAUUUUAGUUAAAUUAAAACGACUCAGAAAAUAAAGUCUUUUUUGCGCUUUUAGAUGGUAUGGAAGAAAAGAGAGAAUAGGUUAGAGAGCAAGAAGAAGUAGAAAUCUAAAGAUAUGAAUUAACUAACAAAAAAAAAUAUCAAUUCUGUUCUAACUCAUAAAGUUACGUAUAUAUCUCAGAUAUUCACGUGCAAGAAUUAAUUUAAGUGUUUGAAAAGUUAUCUUUUUUGAUUCCAAAAUAUACAAUUUUUACAAAGAAAGAAAAUGGUAAAGUUAUAAAUAUCUCAGAAAAUUAAAUUGUCUAAAAUGGAAAUAUAUCAAGCAAUACAUCAAUACAAGAUAAGUUGCAAGAGAAUUCAAAUGUUUAUGAAAAUAAUUUGAAAUCUCUGAGGUAGUUUUUAGUUAUUAGAAAGGCAAAGAUAAGGGAUCUUGAAUUAAAAAGCUAGAGAAUUUCAAUACAUUAAAUUGAUAAAAAAUUUCAUCUCAUAUCUAAUCAUAACUUACCUGAGUUUACAACUAACUUAAUUCUAUCUUAUAAUAAAAUCUCAAAUAAAAAAAUAUCUUCUUCUUGUUCUAUUGAUGACGCACUAGACCAGUAAUAAAAAGAAUCAUUUACACCACACAAAAGCAUGCUUUCUGCCACCACCUAACCACCAAAGCUCAAUAUAUCUUUAUUAAAAAAGAAUAUUACCAAAGAUGGCAGUUAAAAUUUUAUUAAAUUGAUGAGAAACGAAAGUGGAAUAGAUUCACCUUUAACUCCAGCUAAUAUUUUUGGUAAAGACUAGGAAAACUUAAUGGCACAAGAAUUGCUAGAUUUUCAAAAUUAGAUUCAUUAUUCUUAAUCUUCUAUUUAGCUUCCAAGUUAAUAUAAAAAUCAGAAUAAUAGUCUCUCUAUUGAUCUAUAAAGUGAUUUAAUGUUAGAAGAUAAUAGUUCUAAAAACUAUUAAAUAAAGGAGCCUACAGGUGUCCAAAAUAUUAUUAGUACUUUAGGCAAAAAGACAAAAUCUUCUAAAAAUAUAUCUAUUAAUCCAUUAAUUUAGAUUAACAAUAAAUAUUCAUCUAUAAUGACUAAUUCCCCUUAAUUUCUUUCUCCUUAAUAAUAAAGUUUGAAAUCUCCUUCAGCCCACCCUUAGUUAUAAUAGUAAUCAUAAAAUAAUUUGAUGAAAGGAAAUAAUUCAAGAAGAAGUAGUCUUUUCUUUUAAAAGAUGCUUGAAUAACGAAUGAGAGAAGCUUAAUAAAGUUUAAAUUAGAAUAAUGUAAUGUUGUCAUCAAGCAAUACUCACAUGACGUCAAGUAAGCAUAGUAGACAAGAAAAUUCUCAGAUAUCUAGAAGAUAAGGGGGAGAAUAAUUUUAAGAAUACAUAGAUGAUAAUUUGAUUAUUCCUAAUUUAUUGAAUGGUACUCCUAAAAAUAAUUAAACACCUGUUUCUCCUUUUCAGCUUUCGAAAAAUGAUGUUCCAAAGUCUCCUUAUGCUUAAAAUAACAAUCAUAUGUUUUUAUCACAAUAAUAAUAUACUCCCCUUUCUUAAUCUUAAAAAUUGCAGCCUAAAAAUUAGAUAUCAUUUUAUGAAGAUGAAAAUAAUAUAAAUAAUAAUUUGAAUAAUUAUUCCUUAGAUUUAAAGAAAAAAGGUUCCGGAUAUACCUAAGACGCUGAUAGCGAUUAAUAAUUGCUCUUAUAAAAAAAUUAUUAGAGUAAACAAUAAUUUGAAUAUCCUUUAUCUCCCUCUUACGAUGAAAUAAAUGACACCCCUUUUUUUAAUAGUGAAUAGCUAAAAAAUGAAAAAAUAACAUAAAUUUAUAAAAGAAGUUUUAAGAAAGCGACAACUAUAGUAGAAGAAAACUAAGAAGAAGCUCUAUAGUAAUCAACUUAUUAAGGCUAAAACAAUCCUUAAAAUAAUUUAGCCAACAAGAUAAUUACAAAUAAAAUAGAUGAAGCAAAUUCAGAACUUGUACCUAAUUAGUUAGACGCCAGUAAUAAUAUUGAAGAUUAAGAGUAUAAACCACUUAUAAAGCAUUUAGAUGAAAAAAAGACAAGGUAUAGAAUGAAGUAAAUAUAGUAUUGGAGAUAGUUUCGUUACUUUGAAGAAAUAUCAAAUAACAAAUAUUUUUAUAUACCAGAAUUAUACUUGAAUCCAUUUUAUCAGAACCAAACAAUAUUGUAAGCAAUAGUUAAAAAAAAUAAAGAAUUCUAUAGAGCUGUGUUAAAGAUAUUUUUGGUUUCAGAAUAGCAAUAAGAAAUAGAUAUAGAAAAAAAAGAUGGAAUAAAUGUUGUUUUGCAAUUAUUUUAGUGUAACAUGAAAGGAAAGUGGUCUGACGAAUUAACUCUUAAUCUAUUUUAGUUUAUUGAUGAGUUUUUCCCAAGUAAUGACUUAAAUAUGCUUUAAAAACCAGUAGAUGAAGAAUAACUAGGAGAAAAUUAAGAAUUUCAGUUAAAUUAUAACUUUUAAAAGGCCUUUAAUUUCAACAAAUUUAUUUAUAGAAAGGGGUUUGAUAUAAAACAAGCUAUUUCUUUGCAAAAGUAGUUGCAAGGAAAAAUAUACAUUGAAAAUUGUAAGAUUAACUUAAUAUAUACUAGUAAGUAUAAGAAAAAGAUAAAAUUUGACAAAAAUACUACAAAUUAUUCAAGUAAUGGAUUAGAAAAUACUUAUGAAAACAGUUAAUAUGAUAUUAAUAACAGAGCUUAAAGUGUAUAUGAAAUAUAUGGCAGUGAUGAUACUACAUCAAAGAUUUUUUCUUAAAACACUUCAAAUAAUAUUGCAUAUGACUAUGCAAAAGAAAAUAUAAGCUUAUUUCUUUUACCAUAAAAGAGAAAUUAACAAUUAGAUUUCACUGCGAUAAAAGAAAAUUUAGAAUAAGAUGAUAUUAGAGAACUGCUUAAUAUUAUUCAGCAGAAAGCGUAUAAACCUAUAUCAGAUAAUUAAUACUACCAAAUUAAACUUAACUUAGAAGUACCAAGAGAAAAAUCUGAAGGUACUUAAAAUGCUUAGAAUAAACAAGUUAAUUUUAAUAACCUAAUUUCAAAAAGUAGAUAGUCCGUAUCUCUACUUUCUAGAGUUUUAAAGGCUUCAGCUAAAUUAAAAUAAAAUAUCUUAAAAGUUGAAAGAAAUGUAAAUUAGACUUCGAUAGAUUAGAAUAACGAACACAUUAGCAGAGUUAAUGAAAGAACACUUGUUUCAUAAGGAGAUGUCGAAAUUUUAGAAUUUUACAAUACAGCUAAGAAAAUAGAUUAUAAGAAAAUCAGAUUAAUUUAUCAAAUUAGAAAUAAACAAUAAGGCAGCAUGCAAUCUAUGAUAAUACAAUUUAAAAAAUAUAAACCUUUCCAAUAUCUAGAUGAAGAAGAGCUUACUUCUAUUGUUAAAAUUUAUAAUCCAAUAAAUAACUAAUAGAUUGAUCAGGUAAUUAUCAAAGGAAAGGAAAAUAUAGAAAAGCUAAUUAAUAUUAUUUAGUAUAGCUAAGAAACUAAAAUCCCAGUAUAUUAGCUUAAUUUUUUAAAUAAGAAUAUUGGAUUUUUUAGCAGAGUUUAUUUUGGUAGCUACAUAGAAUAAAAUAAAGAGACACACAUUAACAAAUUCCUUUAGAAAUAUAACGAAAAAGAUGAAGCACUUUAUGAUUUGCUUAAGAAUGCAGAUACCUUUUUCAAAGAGCAAAGCUAUUUGCAGCUAUUUUUGACUAGAAUUAAACUUACAUUAAUCUCUAAUUUCCUCUCUUCCCACAAGCACGAAUAAAACUUUUUACUUACUUCAUAUUUUAAUUCAUAGAAAGUCUCUUAGUAUUGCAAUAUUAAGGAUCUAGGAAAAACAAUAGUGCAAACAGUAGUUUAUUCAACUAAUCCAAUGUUUACAUCUCAUCGCUCUGUGUUCAUAUGUCUACAUUUAUUCUCUAAAAAGAUGAGAAAUAGCUACUCCAAAUUAGUUUUUACCAUAGAAGAUAUUUAACAUUUGAUUUCAAAAGAAUUCACAUCAGAAAUUUGUCUUGAUAAAGAAAAGAUCAUUAAUAUGGUUUAUUUACUUUGUGAAAAGUUAGUAUAUUUUAACACAAAAUAGUUCCCUAAUUUUAAGUUACCACUAUCAAAUUUAAAUAAAAACACAAAAAAAUCAAAAUACGAUUUGUUGAACAGCUUUGAUCCCACUCCAGAGCCAUUAGCAUUGACAAAAUCUAUUUUAACUAACAAAACGUUUUUAACUCCUGUGCUCAGGUCUUAAAAAGUUAUAUUUAUAGGAAUCAAAAAAAUACUCAACUAAUAUACAAUAAUUACAGUAAGAAGAUUCGACAUUUUAGACUAUUAUUGCAUAGAAAUUUACAUACCUAAAAGUGGAAGAAAAUGGUUUACAAAUAUGUAUCCCAGUGACCUUUGGAGAUUUAAUCCUGGAUUUAUGGAAAAUUUGUUUCCGUUUAUAUUUUGGGAAAAUCCUAAUAUAGUAGAGGUUAUAAAAUCUUUUAAAAAAGAAAGAUAUCUUGAUUUUACUAGAAAAUAUGAAAGCGAUAUUGUAAUAAGCCCUAAAAAAUACAUUGAUAAACUGAAUAUUCAAUAGUAAGAGCACAAUUAAAAGUUUUACUCUUCAACAAAAUAUAUAAGUUCAACUAAAUUUAGAUAUGAAAAGUAUUAUAAUGAAUACUUUUCUUAACAUUUAGCUAGCUCAAAUAGUAUGAUUGAUCACUAAAAAAUGUAAAUUAGAUCUUUUGCUCAUAUCAAAGAUGAUGGUAGCUCUUAAAAUAGCAUUUAAAAUAUGGAUUCAAGUAUUACAAUAAAUGACUAAUAAAGGAAAAGCAAACUGAGAAAAUAAACAAAAAGAUAAAUAUCUAUCUUAAAAAACAGUAAAAGUAUUGGAUUUAAAGAUAGUAAUGAGAUAAUUAAUGAAGAUGAAAUAUCUGAAAGCAUAGAAGUACAGUCAAAGCAGAAUGUAAAGCGUAAAUUAAAGAGGUAACUUACCUUUAAUGAAUUUCUAGUUGAGUAAAACUAUGUUAAUAAGAUUGAUCCAACUGAAACUAAAUAAAUAGAUAAUAAAGAGCAACCCUCUUAAAUAAACACUUACUACCAAUCAUACCUGCAAAGCAAACACAAAAGAGUUUCUUUUGAUAAGUUUUCUUAUAAAAAUAAACCAAAUUAAUUCCUUAAAAUAUUUGAAAAAAAUCAACUUGAAGCUACAGAUGUUCUUGAAUUAAAAAUUUGGGAAAAAAUUAUUGAAUAAAUGGAGGUAAGAGUUAAUGAGUAAGGAAAAUUAUUGUUUGUUGUGGAUUCAUUUAAAGGUUUACUUAAAGAAAUAUUAGCUACUUUUAUAACACACUUAAGAAGUUAAGAUAAUGUAUAGGUUUAAGUCACUAUUGAAAAACAACCAUAAAAAAUUAAAAGUAAGCUACUGCUUUAUCUCGAUUCUCCUAAAUUUUAGUAAAAGCAUCAAAAAAGUUUUAAAAAUGUUAGGAUAAAUAAUAAGCCUCAAUAUAGUAACGAUUCUUAGCAUAUAAGUUCAUCAAGAUAAAAAAAACAUAAGAAAAAGAAAUAAUCCAGCUCUUCUUCAGACUCCUCCUCAAAUUCUUCUUAAUCUUCUUAUUCUUCAUCAGACUCAUCCUCAUAAUCUUCUUAGGAUGAAAGAUCUCCAAUAAUUUAAUUAGAUGAUGAAAAUGAAAGAUAGUAAGGUAUUCUAGCACAUGGCUCUUAGGAAUAAGAAACUGAAGAAUACUUUUAGUAAGUAAAAAAUAAAUAUGAAAAGGAAUUGCUGGAAAAGGAAAUGUUAGGAAAUUCAGUUUCGCUUUACUUGGAGGAGGCUAUUAAAUGGGAUGUCUUUAUUAGAAUUAACUUUUUUGAGAAGCUGUAAACCGAAAAUGAAAAAUUGUGCAUGAACUUACUACUGUAAUAGUACUUCAAUGAGAAUAAAAAUAAUCUCAGUUAAUAUGUUGAGAGAUUCAGAAGCACCAAUAAAAAGAGUGCACCCAGAUAACUAAUUAAUAAGCCUUCUUAACCUCAAAGAAAUGUAACAGAUCAAUAAGCAAAAUCUAAAAUUUCAUCAAAUCGCUCAUCAAUACUUGAAAAGCUACAAAAUAAAUCUAGUUCUUUCAAAAAUAUUUUUUAAGAUAUGCAGUCGAAUAACAAUAAAACAACUAUGAUGAUAUAAAAAGCAGCCAAAAGUGUUAUGAUUAAUUCCCCUUUAUAAAUUCCACUUAAAGACAAUGAUGCUUAUUUUGAUCAAGAAGAGGAAGAAAUUAAGGAAGAGCAAGAAUAAAGCAACUACUAUCCAGAAAAUUAUUGUUUUGUUAGCUCUGAUUUUGUUUGUAUGGCAAGUAUGAUUAAAAAUAAAAUUAGAGAAAAUUAUUUGCCUUCUGCACUCUAUGAAGACGAAGAGUACUACUAAGAAUAGUAAAAGAAACAAGGAAAUGCUUAUAAGCAUUUUGAGAAUGUUCUCACAGCUAAUAAGCAAAGGCGUAAUACUAUGGCAAUAGUCCUAUCUGAAAAAUCUCCAAAAAACUAGAAAGACAAUCAAAAUAAGAGAAGCUUUUUAACACCAAAUACCUAUUAAUCUGAUAAAGCUCCAGAGCAGUAAGAAAAGGAAGAAAAAUAAUAAAAUCUCAUAAAUAAAGUAAAAAGUAGGUUUAGUUUAGUUUCAAAUAGCAACUAAUAACUUUAAAGCUAAUAAGCAACUCAAUAAAAUUAGCAACCAAACUAAUUAUUAAAAGGAUUAGGAAUGAAUAAAUCAUUAAGGGGUGUUAAUUUUAGUAAAAAUGAUUAAAGUAGUGCUGAGAAAAAGGCUAAUUUCAAUUCUCCCUCUACUUCUAGACUCUCAGGAUUUAAUAGUCGUUUAAAAACAAUUCUGCUAGCUUAACCUUCUUAUUUUUCAAAUAUCGAAGAAGCUGUUAAAUUUGAGCCUAAGGUUUAGAUUAAUUGUGAUAUAAAUAUUUAGCGCUUAAUUGAUCCCAAUUAAAAGCAUUUUAUCAUAAUGUAUAGAGGUGUCUUCACUAAAAAGCCAUUGUAAAUGAUAGCAAUUUAUUACUAAACUUCAAAAAGAAAAUUCUUUGCUGAAAUAUGGAAUAUUAAAACAUAAAAAAGAGUCAAACAAAAGAUCAAAUUCAAAUAGAUUUGCUACUAAAUUCCAUUUGUAAAAUAAUUGCUUAAGCUCAAAUAGUAUUCUGAAAUAGGUAGAAGAAUAUUUUUGACAUUUAAAAAUGCGUUAAUGAUUUCAACAUAUUACUAAGUAAAUUCUUGA